AGCGCCACAGCCGCAGCCGUCAGCUUGCAUGCGUCCCUCCUCGCGCCAGCGGGUGGCCGCCUGGCUGCUCGCGCUGCCGUUGGGGAGAGGUGGAGAGGAAUGCGCGCGCCGCGGCCGCCUGGAGAUGAUCUCGUUUUGGCUGCUGUGCUGGAAGCUGUUGAGAGCAACAGCUGGGCUAAGGAGGACAACACCUGAGCUAACGGACGGUAACCACGACAACAGUAGCUCCGGAAACGAUAACCCUGUCAACGACUCUCCCACUCCUGUACAGCCAACAGAUCCAGUUACCAUGGAGAUCAGCUCAUCACCACCACUAACAGACCUGGAGAGAGAAAACUUGGUCAGCUGGCGAAGCCAGGAAGUAGGGGAGCUCCAUUACCCAGAGGUCCAUGGGGUGCAGCAACCUAUCGGGGACAAGCAGGAGGAAGAGGAGACUGCAGAUAAAGAAAACGGAAAAAGAGAUGGAGAUGAGUGUGACUAUCUUGUUUUUGAGAUAGGAGAGAAGAAGGGAGAGGGAAAAGGAGAUGAAAGUGAAGGAGGACAAGACACAGAGAGAGGAGGAGAGGAGGGAGAAGAUGGAGAAGGAAUAGAAAUAGAUGGAAAAGAGGAUGGGAGUGGAGAAACAGAAAGGGAAGAUGGAGGAAGAGAAAACACAAAGGAAGAGAAUGGAUGGCUAGAAGAGACAGUAGGAGAGGUGAAAGAUGAUAGUCUGUCAGAGCUCCUCUUCAUCUCCGACAGCUCAGUGUGUCCUUCAUCGUCAGAGCCGCUGACUGUCACCUCCCAGCCUUCAGAGCAGCCCGCAGCAGGUGUGCUGCACGACACCUGGGGUCACGACCUCAGCAACAGAGACGAUCUGAGCGACACUCACCUCAGCGACUGUCUCCAGGCCGAGCUGGCCAUCGUGAAGAAGCAGGUGGAGAGAUUCAUGACAGCAUCUGUGAUGGAGAGAAUGAGGAAAGAGGAGGAGAAGAUCAGGAGAAAGGGGAACAAGAGAAGGAGGAAGUAG
Molecule: messenger RNA, 1006 nt
Organism: Plectropomus leopardus (leopard coralgrouper)
Lineage: Eukaryota; Metazoa; Chordata; Actinopteri; Perciformes; Serranidae
Source: RefSeq, a predicted model, not a curated record